Messenger RNA from Striga asiatica, 1582 nucleotides. The record is from the annotation of a GenBank genome assembly. NCBI's taxonomy places the organism in Eukaryota, Viridiplantae, Streptophyta, Magnoliopsida, Lamiales, Orobanchaceae.
AUGGAGCUAAUGAGCUAUUCCUCGCAUCUCCUCCUUUAUUUAACACUAAUCCUCUCGUUAUCACCCCUCUCCCUCUCGCUUACGCUCACCCUCUCGCAUUCGUUCGAGCGUCUAAAGACCGAGCACUAUCGCCCAGAUCCUCCUGAGCCUGUGCUUUCUGGCUUCUUCGCUGUUUCCAUGCCUGUCAGAGUUGGAAUGCCACCAGGAUGGAAUUGGUCUUCGUCGGGGAAUGGGAAUAGAGAUUCUCUUCUCCCUUCUUUGCCGCGCUUAGCCUUUCUCCGGUCAGCUGAUAUAGACUCCCCCCAUUGGCACUUGUUUGGUGUAAAAGGAAGGACUCUGAUGACAUCGCACGUCGAGAAAGAAGCUGGCAGAGGGCAUAGUCUUGAUUCCGAAGCCGAAGGAGCAGGAGUAAGGAAGGACUUACCCAGUCAAAUUGCCCUACACGCUAGCGUGAAAGGGGGUUUUCCUCUUGGCCAAAGCCAUCCUGAGAAUCAAAGUAGGAAGGAGCUCUCUUACUUCAACAAGUACAGAAGUGCUGCAAAUGGCAAACCGAGUCUACUUCGGGGGAACCACCUGCUUUCCUACUGGAUUGGGAAUAAGCGACUCCUACACUGGUUGGAAGCAAAAGGGGAACUAGUGAAUUCAUCUCAGAUAGAUGACGCGGGGAAAGGAAUCAACUGCUGCUCCUGCUCUACUCUAAGAGAUUCGACUCCUCUACUCUUUAGUAGUCUCAUUUUUCUCUUCCCUCACAGAGGACUUGGGAGGAUUAUCCCAUUAGGAAGAAUAGCACUCGUAUUAGCUCCAAUGUCCGGAGUCCUUGGCUUUGUUGGCUUUAUAGCUGGCUUUGUAGCUGCUUUUCUUCUUCUUAUGCUUGAUAAGAAGGGCUCGGUCGGAAAAGUUAGAAUGAGGAAGGAGCCCAAUCUGAUAGAUAGAAUCACUGAUCGAAUCGGGAAUCGGGGUUUUUUCAUACUCCUACAAGGUACUACUUUCAUGGUGAUUAGUUUUAACCUCUAUGGCAGACUGAAAGCACAGAAGCUAAGGAUUGACAUGCCCCAGCUUCAAAGCAGAGGGGAAGAAGCUUUCAUUCGACAAAAGGAAGCAUCGGGGGAAGAUCUCAAUCAGGAACUGAUACGCUACCUGGAAAAGUAUCAAGCUUCAAUUGCAUCGAUCCUGCCUUGCUUUAGGUCAUAGAUCUGUUGCCAGUGUAGAUAGAAGGAAAGGAGUAAGGUUUAGGUUCGAUGCAAUUGACCCUCUCCGGUUGAGUGACUUCACUUCGAAAAGUUCUGUUAGUCUCACUUCUUCUCCUCUCCUUCUAUUCGAGCCACUUCGUGCCAAAGAAACUUCCUAUUCAGUUUAUCCAGUUCAUUGGACUGAACUUCGCUUCGCUUCGUUCGUACACUUCACUUCGGUUCGGUCUCGAUCUCUUGUCUUCGCGUUGCUCCGGUCACAGUCGCUCGGUGUAGUCUUAUCUUCGGUUCAGUCAGUAGCUCGCCUCAGUUUCAGUAGCUCGGAUCAGUCCAGCUCAUCGUCAUCGUACACUCGCUUGUCAGCUCUGACGCCUUCCCUUUCCUCGAAUGGUUAA